CCUGGCGGUGACGUAAUACACAAAAACAUGGUUCCCCUUGUUUUGAACCCGAACAGCGUGCUAAGUGCUCCUCUAACUUCGCCACGCACGAAGAUGACCCCCCGACACUGAGCGGCCCGGGGAAGCGCUGGACGGGAGAGACGAUGGCUCAGCCCGCGGAGACGUGCGCCGAGUCCGGCCGCAGGCUGCGCUCCAUCUGCCGGAGGAUGUAUGACGAAAACGAGGACCUGUCCGACGUCGAAGAAAUCGCCAACAUCAGAGGUUUCAGUGUGGAGGAGAAGCUCGCCAGUGACAGUUACAAUGCAAACUUUGUCCACUCGAUGGAGGGGAAAGACUUCAAUUAUGAAUAUGUGCAAAGGGAGGCUCUCAGGGUCCCACUCAUCUUUAAAGAGAAAGAUGGACUAGGGAUCAGAAUGCCUGAUCCAGAAUUCACCGUUAGUGAAAUUAAAGGUUUAGUCGGCAGUCGUCGGUCCGUGGAUGUCAUGGACGUGAGUACUCAGAAAGGCUCUGAAAUGAGCAUGGCUCAGUUUGUCCGAUACUACGAGACACCAGAGGAAGAGCGGGACAAACUCUUCAAUGUCAUCAGCCUGGAAUUCAGCCACACCAAGCUGGAGAACCUCAUCAAGCGACCCACAGCGGUGGAUCAAGUUGACUGGGUGGACAACAUGUGGCCUCCUGACCUGAAACAAAGCCAAACAGAAGCCACCAAUGUAAUCUCGGAGAUGAAGUAUCCUAAAGUGCAAAGAUACUGUUUGAUGAGUGUGAAGGGCUGCUACACAGAUUUCCACAUCGAUUUCGGGGGAACAUCAGUUUGGUAUCACGUAUUCAAAGGACAGAAAGUUUUCUGGCUGGUGCCUCCCACCAUUCAUAACCUUGCCCUGUAUGAGGACUGGGUCCUGUCAGGCAAGCAGAGUGACAUCUUCCUGGGAGACAGAGUUGAUGGAUGCCAGAGGGUGGAGCUUAAGCCAGGAUACACUUUCUUCAUCCCGUCUGGGUGGAUUCAUGCCGUCUACACCCCUGAGGACACACUGGUGUUUGGAGGCAACAUUCUGCACAGCUUCAACAUCCCUAUGCAGCUCACCAUCCACGAGAUAGAGAACAGGACCAAGGUUCAUUCCAAGUUUCGUUUCCCCUUCUACUAUGAGAUUUGCUGGUAUGUCCUGGAGAGAUACCUGCACUGCCUCACCAAGCGCUCCUACCUUUCUCUGGAGAUCCGCAAAGAGCCUGUACUAAUGGACUAUGAGUCAAAGGCAAACACAGAGAGCCCGUCCUCUGACUCAAGGAGCCAGGACAUGAACGAGGACUCGUGCGAGAAUCACAUUAGGGAGGACCAGGGUGAAAAGUCGGACAGAGUUGCUCCGGAGGGCCCCUGCUCUCCCGACCACGGGAGGGGCCAUCACCUCAAAGGAGUUCUAUCCGUCGACUCCGAGGACAGCUGCAAUCCCGGCUCUGCUUCUCUAGAUUUCCCCAAAACCCCAUCUGACUCUCCGACCUCAGAGUCUCAGAAUAAAUGGACUCAUUUGACAGAGUUCGAGCUGAGUGGACUGAGGACGCUGGUGGAGAAGCUGGAGUCGCUCCCCGAAAACAAGAAAUGUGUCCCAGAGGGAAUAGACAAUCCACAAGCCCUGCUGGAGGACAUCAAGGUUCUCUUAAAAGAACAUGCUGGUGAUGACCCCAAAUUAGCGAUCACUGGACUUCCUGUGGUGUACUGGCCCAAGAAAACUAUAAAGCCUCGGCCUCCCAAUCGGCCAAAACCCAAGAUGGCAGCCUCUCCUGCGUCAGCAGUCAAGCUGUCAGCGAGUCGGGGAACAUCUGGUGCCAGGAGAAGAAGGACCCGCUGUCGGAAGUGUGAGGCGUGCAUGCGGACGGAAUGCGGGGAGUGUCACUUUUGCAAAGACAUGAAGAAGUUUGGCGGGCCGGGGCGCAUGAAGCAGUCCUGCAUCAUGAGGCAGUGCAUCGCACCUGUGCUGCCUCACACAGCAGUUUGUCUGGUCUGUGGAGAGGCCGGGAAGGAGGACACCGUGGAGGACGAGGAAGAAAAAUUUAACCUCAUGCUCAUGGAGUGCUCCAUCUGCAACGAGAUUGUUCAUCCAAACUGUCUCAAGGUCAAAGAUUCAAAUGGAGUCGUCAAUGAUGAGUUGCCAAACUGCUGGGAGUGCCCUAAGUGCAACCAUGCUGGGAAAACAGGGAAAGCCUCAAAGCAAAAAAGGGGGCCAGGGUUUAAAUACGCUUCAAACCUUCCUGGCUCACUACUGAAAGAACCGCGCUUAAACCGGGAUACAAAAGAGGACCCUGACCCUCCCAUGGUGGCCACGGCAACUGUCGUCACUGCUUUGACCACCACAUCGGCUGUGAAGAGAAAGGCAGAGCGGGAAGAAAUCCCAAAGAGGAAAGAUGAAGAGCCUCCCAAGAAGCGCCCCCCCUUGCUGUCUCUGGAUGCUACACCCCGUCCGAGGCUCGAGGACAACCCACUACGGAAAAAGAGGAAACUUUUUGACACCAAUGAUGAACCUGUUGUUGUGAAAAAGAAGAAGAAACUUUCAAAACCUGAUGAUCCCAUGACGCCAAAACUGCUUCGUCAAAUCAAAACAGAGAAGGAUUAUGGUGACGAAGAAGACGAGCAGGAGGAUCAUGAAGAAGAUGGAUUCUGCUUGGACAGGAUUCAUUUGAAGGAGACAAACGAAUUUGACGAUGAGGUUCAAGAAGAGGAUGAGACGGAAGAGGAAGAGGUGACACUGAAAAAAGAGAGAGACAGUAGUGCAGAGAACAAAGCCAAGAUCUUGUUAAGUCCGCUGCUGAGGACGUCUGUGGCCAGAGAAGGUGACCAGUCGUCCUCCAACUCUCCCAGAGCUGGACCGAGCGGUGGGUCGGGAGACGCUCAGGAGAGGAGCUCUGCCCAGCACAAGGCUCGCCAUCAGCGCAGACGCCUCCCCAACAAAGAGCUUAGCAAAGAGUUCAAACAGGAGAUUCCCAACGCAGAGGACUGUCUGAGCAGCCAGAACCACGGUUCGGUGAAGGCAGAGGACAGUCCAGCCAACCACAGUCGACGGCCGGUGAAGAACGAGGACUCUGUGUCCAAUCAGAACCGUAAACCACUAAAAACAGAAGACUCGGCCACCAAUCAGAGCCGCAGGGCCCUUAAACUGGAGGAGGGUGUGGCUAGUCAAAACAGACGGCCACUGAAAACGGAGGAGUGUCUGGCCAAUCAAAACCACAGGCCAAUAAAAGCUGAGCCUGAGAACGAAGGGGAGGACCAGAAGCCCAGAUGGCCUCUCAACAAUGGCGGCAGCGACCUGGGCGACUGGCUGCGACAUCGGGGGCGGGAGGUGAACGGGACGCCGCGGGGUUACUCGCCGCUCGGCUGGAACAGGAGCACACCAAUCACGCCGAUUUGCCCCCGGCCGCUCCCCUGCCGCUCCCCGCCAAAAUGUAUCCAAAUGGAGCGCCACGUGAUCCGGCCCCCUCCCAUCAGCCCCCCGCCCGACAGGCUGCCGCUGAACGACGACGAAGCUCACGUGAUGCGGCGAGAGAUGUGGAUGGCUGUGUUCGGCCACCUGACUCACAGAGACCUCUGUGUCGGCAUGCGCGUCUGCAGGACCUGGAACAGAUGGUGCUGUGACAAGAGGCUUUGGAAGCACAUCAACCUGAACCGCUGUAAGUCCAUCACACCUCUCAUGCUGAGCGGCAUCAUCCGGAGACAGCCGGUCGCUCUGGACCUCAGCUGGACCAACAUCUCCAAGAAGCAGCUCAGCUGGCUGAUCAACAGACUGCCAGGUCUGCGUGUGCUGCUGCUGUCGGGAUGCUCCUGGGUGGCCGUCUCUGCUCUCUGCACGUCCAGCUGUCCCCUUCUGCGAACUCUGGACGUUCAGUGGGUCGAGGGACUGAAAGACGCCCAGAUGAGGGACAUGCUGUCGCCUCCCACAGAUAACAGACCAGGUCAGUUAGACAACAGGAGUAAGCUCCGCAACGUGGAGGACCUGCGUCUGGCGGGGCUGGACAUCACGGACACGUCCCUGCGCCUCAUCAUCCGUUACAUGCCCCUGUUGUCCAAGCUGGACCUCAGCUACUGCAACCACGUGACGGACCAGUCUGUCAACAUCCUGACGGCCGCAGGGACGACCACCAGAGACUCGCUCACUGACAUCAACCUGUCAGUCUGUAACAGGGUCACAGACCAGUCGCUGACCUAUUUCAAGCGCUGCGGAAGCAUAUGUCAUAUCGACCUGCGAUACUGCAAACAGGUGACCAAGGAAGGGUGCGACCAGUUCAUCGCAGAAAUGUCAGUCAGCGUGCAGUUUGAACUGAUAGAGGAGAAACUGCUGCAAAAGAUCAGCUAGACAGAGGAGCGCGGGGGACAGUUUGACAUUUUACGAGCGGUGAAGCCACUGUCCACACGGAGGCAGCAGACGACCGUGUGCUCCCGGAGAACUCUGUCCAGACGUGAGGAAGUUCCCUGUUUCCGUGCAGCCGGACGUAAAGGGAAACUGUGCUGCUAAGCUCGAAUGUAAAAAAAAAAAAGAAAAGAAAAAAAAGGAAAUCUUGUCCAGUGAAGGCAAUAUUGCAAUUUUUUUUUUUUUUGUUAUUUGCACCUGUUGAUAAUUUAUUUAUUUCUUUGUAUUGACGUAUCUUGAUUAUCUUUUUUUCGGUGGCCAUAGACUAUUUUUUGUUCCAAUGUAAAGUUUAUUGCAUAGAGUAAUAUUUUUGUAUCAGAAAGUGUUUCAUACAUGUAUGUGCAGUAUUGACUGCACCAGUGUACAGUGUCACUCCAUUGAAAUUGAUAAUCGGUUAAUGUUGAGCUCGUCAUUGUUGAAAGGCAAAAGUCUGUUGGCUGGUAGCUUGUGUUUGUGUGGGUGUGUUUUUUAUAUUUUAUUACACGUGUCAGUGCCCUGUUUGUAAAUGGACAAAGGUACUGUACAUUUUUGUUUUUUCAUAAGACUACAUGUUAUGUUGCUUUGUCCUUGUGGAUGAGAUAUGUAGAAAAAACGUUUAAAAAAUGUUAUUUGCACUGAUACAGUAAAUAUGGAUGUGUAUAAAGCCUAUUUUUCCAACACUCAAUAUGUUCUGCUAAUUCUACUAACGGCUCCUAGUUAUAUUACGACAUACCUGCAUACAAAGGUGUCCGUCAUCACGAUGUAGUCUUUAGUGUUGUUGAAAGGAAGCGUUUUCAGCGCUGCAUGCAGAGACGAAAUCUGUUUACAACACAGUCAGUAGAUUUAAUAACUGUUAAAUAUUAUCACCAUCUGUUUACUCAUGUCCUUAGCAGAACCCCCAUGUUAAAAAAGAGAGUGCUGAAUUAUGCAAGUAAUAAAGAAUAAGCAAAGCCCAGGAAUAUAGGGUAAUACAUUUGCAUAAAUCUUUUAGAUGAGACGGUGUAGCUCAGGUGUAAUCAGUCAAACAGACAAGAGGCCAAAUGAUUAAUGUAAAAUGACUGUUCCUCAACUCUUUUUUUUUUCUUUUCUUAACAUCAUGACCCUGUUUAUACGCUAUAUCCCAAAAACCCAUGACUCCAAUAAUUUGAGUAAAGCUUAGUGAUGUAUUCUGGUUUCUAAAGGUGAAAGACAACCUUAUCUUUUAUGUAAAACAUAUCAAGACAAUAUUAGUAUAUCAGUCUAGAAAAAUCAAUAUCAUGGGAUCCUGGCCACAAGGUAGAGAAAAAAAUGUUUUAAGGCAAAACAUAAGAAAUACAGAAUGACAUGAGAGGUUCAUAGGUUCCAUAUGUCCAUACAUCUUAUACCUACACAUGUGAAGAGCCUGCAAAAACAUAUUUCCUGAGAAAUUUGUAAAAAGGGAUUUUUGUAUAUUCUUCAUUCUUAGUUACACAUUCCAGUAAGACAUUUUUUUAAAAAUUGUUUCUUAAGAGUUUUUUAAUUUUAUUACUUUUCUGUCCCCGCCAAGAAAACACAACCUAUGGCAUCAUUUUGUAGCAUUUUUUCAGAAGUAUUGUUCUUACUGUGUGCCGGUAUUCAUCAUCCUAAUAUUUAAACGUGAUACAGAAAUCACAGAUUUUGCUAUCGGGAGUAUUUUGUGUAGCUUUUGAAUGGCAGUUGAUACAGUUCAGUGGAUGGGUUUACAUUUAAAUCAUAUUUGUUUUUAUUAGACGACCGUGUCUCAUUUAAAUAUUUUACUACGUGAAUGUAAAUGUUCCUUUGUACAUAAUGUACAUGUAAAGCUUCUAGGAAAAGUUAAGUCAACCUUUGGGAUAUUAAAUUCAUUUAAAAUACUGAA
Messenger RNA from Scophthalmus maximus (turbot), 6225 nucleotides. It is a transcript of the gene kdm2bb, whose product is annotated as lysine-specific demethylase 2B. The record is from RefSeq and is a predicted model, not a curated record. Lineage: Eukaryota; Metazoa; Chordata; Actinopteri; Pleuronectiformes; Scophthalmidae. The transcript has 21 exons. The coding region runs from base 144 to 4337 and encodes 1397 amino acids. Gene Ontology annotation, biological process: protein demethylation; regulation of transcription by RNA polymerase II. Gene Ontology annotation, molecular function: DNA binding; protein binding; transcription coregulator activity.